CCUGGAGCCUAAGGUUUAGGUUCACCUAUUUCAACCAAAAUAGCAGCAUCUGCAACAACUACAAUGGCCUUGACCUUUCCUUUCCUGGUGGCCCUCGUGCUGCUCAGCUACAAGUCAAGCUGCUCUAUGGGCUGUGAUCUGCCUCAAACCCACAGCCUGGGUAACAGGAGAACUUUGAUGCUUCUGGCACAAAUGAGGAGAAUCUCUCCUUUCUCCUGCCUGAAGGACAGACAUGACUUUGAAUUUCCCCAGGAGGAGUUUGAUGGCAGCCAGCUCCAGAAGGCUAGAGCCAUUUUUGUCCUCCAUGAGAUGAUCCAGCAGACCUUCAACCUCUUCAGCACAAAAGACUCAUCUGCUGCUUGGGAUGAGACCCUCCUAGACAAAUUCUACACUGAACUUUACCAGCAGCUGAAUGAAUUGGAAGCCUGUGUGAUGCAGGAGGUGGGGGUGACAGAUACUCCCCUGAUGAAUGAGGACUCCAUCCUGACUGUGAGGAAAUAUUUCCAAAGAAUCACUCUCUAUCUGAAAGAGAAGAAAUACAGCGCUUGUGCCUGGGAGGUUGUCAGAGCAGAAAUAAUGAGAUCUUUUUCUUCAUCAACAAACUUGCAAAAAGCUUUAAGAAGUAAGAAAUGAAACUGAACCAGGUGUCAGCAUGGAAAUGAUUUUCAUUGACUAAUACACCACCUUACCUUUCUAUGAUCUUCCAUUUCAAGGACUCAUGUUUCUCCUUUGACCAUGACACGAUGUAAAUCUUUUCAAAUGUUUUUAGGAGUUUUAAGCAACACUGUAUUCAGCUCUUAAUGCACUAGUCCCUUACAGAUGACUAUGCUGACUAUCUAUUUAAAUAUUAUUUAAAAAUUGUUUAUUUAACUAUUUAUAAGACUUACUUUUGUUCAUAUUACAUCAUGUGCACCUUUGCACUGUGGUUAAUGUAAUAAUAUAUGUUCUUUGUAUUUAGUAAAUUUAUUUUGUUUUUUUAAUUGAACUUUUACUAUGGAAACUUUUCGUACUUGUUUAUUCUUUAAAAUGAAAUUCCAAGCCUGACUGUGCAACCUGAUUAAAGAAUAAAUGGUAUACUUCAUUUAUUUAUCAAUAUUAUAUUCAAAUAAAAGUAAAAAUAAACUUUCU
Messenger RNA from Saimiri boliviensis boliviensis (Bolivian squirrel monkey), 1128 nucleotides. RefSeq names its product interferon alpha-2-like. NCBI's taxonomy places the organism in Eukaryota, Metazoa, Chordata, Mammalia, Primates, Cebidae. Gene Ontology annotation, cellular component: extracellular region. Gene Ontology annotation, molecular function: cytokine receptor binding. The record is from RefSeq and is a predicted model, not a curated record. Gene Ontology annotation, biological process: defense response.